Acanthosepion pharaonis is the source of this 777-nucleotide messenger RNA. The record is from the annotation of a GenBank genome assembly. Lineage: Eukaryota; Metazoa; Mollusca; Cephalopoda; Sepiida; Sepiidae.
AUGGGUGUUGAUGGAGAGAACCAUAUCCGCGUUGGCAAGCUGAACUUGGUGGAUCUGGCAGGUAGCGAACGACAAGCCAAAACAGGAGCGACAGGAGAGCGUUUAAAAGAAGCAACCAAAAUCAAUCUUUCUCUGUCAGCCCUUGGCAAUGUAAUCUCAGCCCUGGUUGACGGCAAAAGUUCGCAUAUUCCCUACCGUGAUUCAAAAUUAACACGUUUAUUGCAGGAUUCCUUGGGCGGCAAUGCUCGAACUGUGAUGGUUGCUAACAUCGGUCCUGCUAGCUACAACUACGAUGAGUCCAUUACUACUUUAAGAUAUGCCAACAGAGCCAAAAAUAUUAAGAAUAAGCCGAAAAUUAAUGAAGAUCCAAAAGAUGCCUUGCUUCGAGAAUUCCAAGAAGAAAUUGCCAGACUCAAAGCUCAUUUGGCUGCUCGAGGUACUCAUGGUAAAAAGAAAUCCAGGAAACAUUUGGACAGUGGAGAGAUGAUAUCAGAUGACGAAGAUGAAGAAAAUGAAGAACCUGAAGAAAACAAUGUCGAUGCUGAAGCAUAUAUGCUGGAACAACAACAGAGACUCGAAGAGGAGAAGAAGGCCAUUCUGGGUGACCAGUCUCUUAUUGCUGAGGAGAAAGAAAAGCUGCUGUCAGAAUUGAAGGACAAUGAAUCUCGAUUGUUGAAGGAAAAAGAAGCCAGAGAUUUGCUGGCCUCAAAAAUCAAGGUAAGAAUUGUCUCUGCUACAAUCUGUCAUUGCACAUCAACUAGGUAUUUAUGCAGAUGA